Messenger RNA from Daucus carota subsp. sativus, 1039 nucleotides. RefSeq lists its product as uncharacterized. The transcript has 4 exons. Bases 133 to 855 code for a protein of 240 amino acids. The record is from RefSeq and is a predicted model, not a curated record. NCBI's taxonomy places the organism in Eukaryota, Viridiplantae, Streptophyta, Magnoliopsida, Apiales, Apiaceae.
AUAGUAUAACCUGAUAUUGGAAAACAGAAAACUGGAAAUCCAAACGGGCCCCUAAAUUUUUCUCGAAUUCUUUCGCAAGUUACACAGUUGCAUACACUGCAAAGUGAAGUCGCCGGAGAAAAACAAGAGCAAAUGAAGACAGCUGAAAAAGUUAUACUCCUGUUCGAAGACUCGGAUGGCUUCGCCGCCUCUAUUUCCGACGGUCUCCAACCUAACCCUACCUCUUCUCUCCAAACACUAAAGGAGUGUGUGGAUCUAUCAUUAGAGCAGUACGGAAUCAAAGAGAAAAUCUCUGUCAAUAUUACUCAUUUUGUUGAUUCAAAUGGCGUUUAUCAGGUGUCCAUAUUGCUUGUGCAAAAAUGUGAACCUCCAGUUCUUGCAUGUGCUGUCAAUGAAGCUAUAGCCUCGGUAGAUGGUGAAAGUCCGUCAAGCAUGCCUACUCUUAUUAUCCCUUUCCUAUUGCCAGAGUCAAAGCUGAAGCUGGAUGAUAAAAUUUUGUUAAAAAAUGUUAAUGCUGCUCUCCAUGGUAUACACACUGGUCCGGAUACAGAUACUAUUAAAGCCUUGGUCAAUAGAACUCAGAAGCUACCAUCAUCCUUGCAAAUUAAUCAUGAGGCCUUGGCAUGCUCAUUUCAGCUGGCUCGUGUAAUGAAUUUACCUACCUUCCUUCUUGUUGGACCAAGUGAUAAAAGCAAAUCCCAUAAAAGCUAUGAAGAAGAUUUGAAGGUACUUUGUGAGAUAGGAGAGGUUUUAGCAAGUUUAUCAUCCUUGUGCUUCGUGAAAGAGAAGAUAACUUGGACUCCGACUAAGACAUCAAGAGAGAGCAUGGAGCCCUGGCGUGCGUUGUAUAAUUAAGAUUAAGAUGUGUUUUUUAGCAUGAUAAGUAGAUUGCAAUAGUAACAAACAAUUGAUCUUGUUUCAACAAUAGUUAAGUCUGACUCUCCCAGCAGUUAUCUGCAGAAAACAGUAAUUAGAUCAGGGGCAGCCAUGCCUUCGGAUACAAUAUGAUUUCUCUUUUAUAUAUUUGCUUUAGCUAUCA